Molecule: messenger RNA, 2147 nt
Organism: Cornus florida
Lineage: Eukaryota; Viridiplantae; Streptophyta; Magnoliopsida; Cornales; Cornaceae
Product: proline-rich receptor-like protein kinase PERK1
Exons: 8
Coding region: 200-1948 (582 amino acids)
Biological process (GO): protein phosphorylation
Molecular function (GO): ATP binding; protein kinase activity
Source: RefSeq, a predicted model, not a curated record
UUUUUUAAUACGGAAUACAAGGAUAAAUCAUUCCUUUUCGAGCAAAGAUUCCGUUUGUAGUGAAUUUUGUCACCCUCGACUUCAAUGGCUCCACCACUGUACACCAUGUGAUAAUCAUUCCUUGCUUUAGGUUUUGUUUCUUUCUCUACCAAAAUUUGACUCACUAACUUCCCAGCCACAAUCACGCCGGAAUCCGGCGAUGUCUUCACCGCCUCCGGAAGCUGCUUCGCCACCCAUUUCGCCGCCUCCGCCGCCGUCACCGGCGGUCAACUCCACUGUUCCCCCUACCCCCGAUAACACCACCACUCCGCCUUCUCCGCCCCCGCCGCCGCUGGUGGGGAAUGGAAUUUCGCCGCCGAUUCUUCCACCGCCGGGAGGCCCGGGAUCGCCUAAUACUCAAUUGAUUGCGCUUGGAGUUGGAGUUGGGCUUGGAGGGGCAAUUGUGUUGAUCGCUGUGGGUAUUUUUGUACUUUGGUACAAGAGGAAGAAGAGACGUCAGGCCUCUGUUACGCUCACACCUCCACAAGGGUCCAAAGGUGACCCUUUUGGUGGCCCACAUCGGCAUUGGCAACAGAAUGCUCCUCCACCAACAGAUAACAUGGUAGGAACGCUGCCAAAACCCACUCCUCCACCAGGCAUUGUAUCGGAACUAUCUACAGCGUCUGUUCCCACUCCCCCGCCAAUAUCUUCAGUGGACAACAGUUUGGGCUCUGAAAGGCCACACCCAGAACCAUCCCCUGGCACUCUAUAUGGUUUCUCAAAGACCACAUUCACAUACGAAGAAUUAGCACGGGCAACAAAUGAUUUCUCCAAAGCCAACCUUCUUGGCCAAGGUGGCUUUGGAUAUGUCCACAAGGGAGUCCUUCCAAAUGGGAAAGAGGUUGCAGUUAAGCAGCUAAAAGUUGGAAGUGGGCAGGGAGAGCGUGAAUUUCAGGCAGAAGUUGAGAUUAUUAGUCGUGUUCACCACAAGCACCUAGUUUCUCUGGUUGGAUAUUGCAGUUCUGGGAUUCAGAGACUGCUGGUUUAUGAGUUUGUUCCUAACAACACGUUGGAAUUCCAUUUGCACGAGAACGGGAUACCUUCUAUAAACUGGAAAACUAGGAUGAAAAUUGCUUUAGGCUCUGCAAAAGGAUUGGCAUAUUUGCAUGGGGAUUGUCAGCCCAAGAUCAUACAUCGUGACAUCAAGGCUUCAAAUAUUCUUCUGGAUUACGAUUUUGAGGCAAAGGUGGCUGAUUUUGGUCUUGCUAGGUUCAAUUCUGAUACUGAUACUCACGUCUCCACCCGCGUAAUGGGAACUUUUGGUUAUUUAGCACCAGAGUAUGCGCUUACUGGGAAACUGACUGAUAAGUCGGACGUCUUCUCCUUUGGGGUCAUGCUUCUAGAGUUAAUCACUGGACGCCGGCCUAUUGAUAAAGCUGAAUUCUACAUGGAUGAUAAUAUAGUUGACUGGGCAAGGCCUUUGCUGACAGAAGCUUUGGAAAGCAGCAACUUCAAUACUCUUGUUGAUCCAAGAUUGCAGAAGGAUUAUGACUCUAUUGAGAUGGUUCGAAUGGUUGCUUGUGCUGCUGUUUGUGUACGUCAUUUGGCACGACUUAGGCCACGAAUGAGCCAGGUAGUCCGAGCUUUGGAAGGAAACAUGUCUCUUGAUGAACUAAAUGAAGGUAUUCGACCUGGGCACAGCACCGUCUACGGUUACCACGGGAGCUCGGAUUAUGAUUCUGCCCAGUACAAAGAGGAUUUGAAGAAGUUCAGGCAGAUGGCAUUAGAAAGCCAACAGCUCAAUGCUAGUGAAGUAAGUGGCCCAACCAGUGAGUUUGGUCUGCAACCAUCUGGCUCAAGCAGUGAAGGUCAACAAACGACUCAAGAUAUGGGCUCAAGCAGUGAAGGUCAACCAACUACUGGACUUGGAAAUGGGAAAAAUAAAGAAAAACUGGGUGAAACUUCUUGAAAACCAAAUACAUUUAUGAGUAAAGAAAAUUAGAUAGAAAUUCCUUGUGCCCUUUUUAGGUGAUUGUGAUGCUGAGUUUAUAAAUUAUUUUCAUUUUUUACUAUUCAUUUCCUUAAUUCAAAGAAUCAUUGAGACAUUAGAGUUUGACUCACCCCGACCAAAUUAGAUUAUGAAAAUGAAAUUUAAAGAAUUGCAUGCA